Lodderomyces theae is the source of this 1173-nucleotide messenger RNA. RefSeq names its product mitogen-activated protein kinase (gene HOG1). Gene Ontology annotation, molecular function: ATP binding; MAP kinase activity. The transcript has a single exon. Gene Ontology annotation, biological process: stress-activated MAPK cascade; osmosensory signaling pathway; cellular response to oxidative stress. Bases 1 to 1173 code for a protein of 390 amino acids. Gene Ontology annotation, cellular component: nucleus; cytoplasm. The record is from RefSeq and is a predicted model, not a curated record. NCBI's taxonomy places the organism in Eukaryota, Fungi, Ascomycota, Pichiomycetes, Serinales, Debaryomycetaceae.
AUGUCAUCAGAUGGAGAAUUUACGAGAACUCAGAUAUUUGGUACAGUAUUCGAGAUUACCAACAGGUACACAGACUUAAACCCGGUUGGUAUGGGUGCUUUUGGGUUGGUUUGCUCUGCCGUUGACAAAUUGACUGGUCAAAAUGUUGCUGUCAAGAAAAUCAUGAAGCCCUUUUCCACUUCGGUUUUAGCCAAGAGAACUUAUAGAGAGUUGAAAUUGUUGAAGCAUUUGAGACACGAAAACUUGAUUACGUUGGAUGAUAUUUUUAUUUCGCCAUUGGAGGAUAUUUAUUUUGUUAAUGAGUUGCAAGGUACUGACUUACAUCGAUUAUUGACGUCCAGACCUUUGGAAAAACAGUUUAUACAAUAUUUCACAUACCAGAUAUUAAGAGGUAUGAAGUACAUACAUUCAGCCGGGGUUAUUCAUCGUGACUUGAAACCAUCAAAUAUCUUGAUCAAUGAAAACUGUGAUUUAAAGAUUUGCGACUUCGGGUUGGCUAGAGUCCAAGACCCACAAAUGACCGGUUAUGUUUCUACAAGGUACUAUCGUGCACCAGAAAUUAUGUUGACUUGGCAAAAGUACGAUACCGAGGUUGAUAUUUGGUCGGUGGGAUGUAUAUUGUCGGAAAUGAUUGAGGGCAAACCUUUGUUCCCAGGUAAGGAUCAUGUACAUCAAUUUUCCAUUAUAACGGAGUUGUUAGGAAGUCCACCGGCAGAUGUCAUUGACACCAUUUGUUCCGAGAAUACAUUGAGGUUCGUACAAUCAUUACCUCAUAGAGACCCUAUUCCUUUCAACGAGAGAUUUGCAUCUUGCACUCACGUUGAGCCUGAAGCAAUUGACUUGUUGUCUAAGAUGUUGGUUUUUGACCCCAAAAAGAGAAUUAGCGCAGCAGAGGCUUUGACACAUCCAUACAUGGAACCUUAUCAUGACCCAACCGAUGAGCCAGUUUGUGAGACUAAGUUUGAUUGGAGUUUCAAUGACGCUGACUUGCCAGUUGACAAUUGGAGGGUGAUGAUGUAUAGAGAGAUUUUAGAUUUCCACCAAAGUAUUGGAGUCGGUGGUAGUGGUCUUGACUAUCAACAACAACAAGUUGCUGACGCAGAUGGAAACACUGACAAGUUGGAGGAGUUGAAUCGACAACAACAGCAACUUGCACAGGAACAGCAAACAUAG